This is a messenger RNA of Maudiozyma barnettii, 1323 nucleotides long. It is a transcript of the gene IOC4, whose product is annotated as Ioc4p. The transcript has a single exon. The record is from RefSeq and is a predicted model, not a curated record. NCBI's taxonomy places the organism in Eukaryota, Fungi, Ascomycota, Saccharomycetes, Saccharomycetales, Saccharomycetaceae. The coding region runs from base 1 to 1323 and encodes 440 amino acids. Gene Ontology annotation, biological process: regulation of transcription by RNA polymerase II. Gene Ontology annotation, molecular function: double-stranded DNA binding; transcription coregulator activity. Gene Ontology annotation, cellular component: nucleus.
AUGUCUGAAUUGAAGGUGUUUCAACCAACGGAAAUUGUCCUGGCAAAGGUCAAGGGCUAUUCGGCUUGGCCAUCAAUGAUCAUUCCAGAUGAAAUUAUUCCGGCUAAUGUUAUGAAAUCAGAAUAUAUGAAUUCUGAUAACGACGAUGUGGACUCGGAGUCUGAUAUAGAUACUAGUAACACCGAUAACUAUAUUGUUUAUUCAAAUAUUCUUUCCUUUAAGAAAUUUAUUAAACCAAAGGAUAUCUAUUGCGUGAAAUUCUUCUGCGACGAUUCGUAUAUUUGGGUUAAACACCGUGAUCUCUCGAUACUCACAAUUGAAGAUUGUCAAGAAUGGUUAAACUCUAGCGUAAGGAAGAAUAAGAAGUUGAUUCCUGCUUAUGAAAUGGCUCUUACUGGACUUGUCACCAAAAAUGGAAUUGAUGUUUGGGAAUUUGUUGAGUAUGGCUCAAUGGGUAAAGCCAAAAAUGAUGAAGAGUAUACAGAGGAUGGCAAUGGUGACUCUGAUGAAACUGCAGGAUCUCGUAGAAGUAAGAGGAUAAAAAAGGUAACUAGAUCUUCUAGUAGACAAAGAACCAAAAGACAACAAGAAAAUGAUGAAACUGAAGAUACAGCUGCUUCAAAGAGGACAAGGAGUAGAAGGAACAUCAAAUCAGAAUCGACUACAAAGGAUGAAGUAGUACAACCCUCAUCGAAACGUUCAAGAGCCUCUACACCUAAAAUAAAACAAUCUAGAACUACAAAAGCAGCACCAACAUUGAAAUCGAAAAAGAAAUCGGAACCAAAACCUGUAUUGUUUAAUUAUGAUGAUGAUGAGGAUUGGAGUGUAGUUGGAUUGGGACCUCAAGAUCUAUCAGUGAAUAAACAUGUAAGUCCAUUAGUCAAGAAACUUUCCCAAAAGAAAAAUGUUGAUAAGCAUAAUGAUUUGAAAUUGGAUAUACAAGAUAGAAUCGCAUCGGUGAAUAGUUUAUUAUCAAACAUAUUUGCAUCUUCUUUUGAAGAAGGAAAUACUCUAAAGAAAAAUGAUAUGGAGAUUAUAUUAGACGAGCUGGACAUUGCGAUUGGGAUGAGAGGACCCCAUAACGAAUUUAUAACAACAUUCAUAUCUAAUAGUGAAUUGUUAUUUAAUUUCAGACUAUUGUUCAAUCUGAAGGGUGAGGAAUUGAAAAACUGGUCAUUGUGGAAUGGAUUUCAAAAACAUUUUAGACAAAUAUAUGAACAUGAAUUUAUGAAUGAUAGCAAGACAUGGUCCAUCGAUCCCAUAGAUAAAGAAAUGAAUGGCAACAGUAACCUUGGCUCUCAAUUAAAGGUGGAGAAUAAGUAA